UUUCAGAGCUCCAGUGCAUAUAGUGGCCACAAGUAAAAGUUUACAUUCCUAUGCUCGUCCUCCACCAACUCUCUCGGAAAGUGAAAUCAGCCUCUCUGCUAGUCAUUGGGAAGAACAGACCACUAUAAAGCGGGAAAGGGCAAACAGUGAAUCAGAGUCCGACAUCUUCUGUAUGUCUUCUCUAUCUGAUGAUGAUGAGCUUGGAUGGUCCCACUCAUGGCCACAAACUGCAUGGAACUGUUUCAUGAAAGGGACACGUCUGCGCUUCCAGAAGGGUGAUGUUAAAGAUUGGCAGGAUGUUGAAGAAUUUGCAAAACUGGAAAUUAACUCUGAAGAUGAAAAAGGCUUGAAGAACCAUUCACAAAAGAAAUAUAGAUUUGGAUCUGAAGGGCUAAAGUUAGUGGCUCAUACGGAAACUGUUUCCUUUGGACGUUCAGUACUGAAAUUAACCUUUGACCCUGGCAAGUCGCAAAUUGGCAAAUUAAUUGCAGAGUGCAGAUUGGACCAUCCCUUCUAUGUAAAAAACAAAG
Rhincodon typus (whale shark) is the source of this 530-nucleotide messenger RNA. Its product is annotated as HMG box-containing protein 1. Gene Ontology annotation, cellular component: nucleus. Lineage: Eukaryota; Metazoa; Chordata; Chondrichthyes; Orectolobiformes; Rhincodontidae. The annotation marks the transcript as partial. The transcript is spliced from 4 exons. The record is from RefSeq and is a predicted model, not a curated record. Gene Ontology annotation, molecular function: protein binding; RNA binding; DNA-binding transcription factor activity, RNA polymerase II-specific. Gene Ontology annotation, biological process: regulation of transcription by RNA polymerase II.